This is a messenger RNA of Salvia splendens (bonfire salvia), 618 nucleotides long. Its product is annotated as aspartic proteinase CDR1-like. The record is from RefSeq and is a predicted model, not a curated record. Gene Ontology annotation, cellular component: extracellular region. The transcript has 2 exons. Lineage: Eukaryota; Viridiplantae; Streptophyta; Magnoliopsida; Lamiales; Lamiaceae. The coding region runs from base 1 to 618 and encodes 205 amino acids.
AUGGGGCCUUCAAUCGGCUGGAAUUUUUCUUUCUGCCUGGUCCCGACGUCGGCGCAAAAGGCUUGCAAGAUGCACUUUGGCGACGGCGCCGUGGUGUCCGGCGCCGGAGUUGUGACGACGCCGAUCGUCACUAAAAACACAGGCACAUUCUACCACUUGACGUUGGUGGGGAUGAGCGUUGGAAGCCAAAGGUUCGAUUCGGAUUCAUCGAAGAAAUCGGUACUAGAAGGGAACAUCGUGAUCGACUCGGGGACGACGCUGACGUUCCUCCCGAGGGAUCUGUACGGUAAAGUCGAGGCGGCGUUGAAGCAGCAGGUGAGCCUGAAGCAGAUCGAAGAUCCGCAUAAGAAGAUGAAGUUGUGUUAUGAUGUUACUAAUAUAAAGGAUGCAGAGGCGAAGAUUCCGGAAAUCACGGUGCAUUUCAAAGGGGCGGAUGUGAAGUUGAAGGCACACAACACGUUUAUAAUGUCUACCAAGAAGGGUAUUAUAAUGGGGGCCAAGAACGCUAUGUGCCUUGCGUUUGCGCCGGCGGGUCUUACGCCGAUUUAUGGGAAGACGUAUUGUUCGACUUACUUUCCUUGCUUAAACUCCACGUUUGAGAAUUUUGUCAUUCAUUGA